AUGCCACUUGACCUUUCCAGGUUUCACCAGCAGUAUUUAACUUGUUUGAAGGGAACACACUUGCAAGUGUCUCCUGUUGACAAGACAGAUUCUCCUGGUAGUUCACACAAUGUUCAAAAGGCACAAGUUCCUUGCUUCAGAACGCAAGAGAGAAUUAACUUCCCCAGGAGCUACACGGUCCAUACUGAAGAAUGACCUGAGAAAUUUUCACUCUUUGUCGCAAUUUAUACUCUCAGCAGGCCCUCUAAGAUCAACUCCAGCAGUUAAACAUUCAAAAACUACUCACUUUGAGAUUGAAAUACUUGAUGCUCAAACCAGAAAGCAGAUAUGUAUUGUGGACAAGGUGACACAAAAAUCUACUAUUCAUGACGUGAAACAAAAAUUUCACAAAGCAUGUCCAAAGUGGUACCCUUCUCGAGUGGGCCUGCAGCUAGAACGUGGUGGGCCCUUUUUGAAGGACUACAUAACCAUUCAAAGUGUUGCAUCUUCCUCCAUUGUCACACUUUAUUUUACAGACCUAGGUCAACAAGUCAGUUGGACUACAGUAUUUUUGGCUGAAUACACAGGACCUCUGCUAAUAUAUCUCCUCUUUUAUUUGAGGAUCCCAUAUAUAUAUGACAUGAAAGAGAGCUCUAGAAGAUUACGUCACCCAGUAGUACACUUGGCCUGCUUCUGUCAUUGUAUACACUAUAUCCGAUACCUUUUGGAAACCUUAUUUGUUCACAAGGUUUCCGCAGGACAUACACCUUUGAAAAAUUUGAUAAAGAGUUGUGCCUUUUAUUGGGGAUUCACUUCUUGGAUUGCCUACUACAUUAAUCACCCAUGGUAUACACCACCAUCAUUUGGAAACAGGCAAGUCACAGUAUCUGCUAUCAAUUUUCUGAUUUGUGAAGCUGGAAAUCAUUUCAUCAAUGUAGUGUUGGCUCAUCCCAAUCACACAGGAAAUAAUGCCUGUUUUCCAAGUCCAAAUUAUAACCCCUUUACGUGGAUGUUUUUCCUGGUUUCAUGUCCUAACUACACCUAUGAGAUUGGAUCAUGGAUUAGUUUCACAGUCAUGACGCAAACAUUGCCAGUUGGGAUUUUUACACUUCUGAUGAGUAUCCAGAUGUCUUUGUGGGCACAAAAGAAACAUAAGAUGUAUCUGAAGAAAUUCAGUUCUUAUAUGCAUAGGAAAUCAGCAAUGAUUCCAUUUAUACUGUAAGAAAAAAUAAGUGAUCUUAUCUCAUAUACAGAAAGCAGUAUAUAAACUCACUAAAUCAAACUUGAUAAAGGAUAGUUGCCUAUUAUGCUCCAGAAACUCACAAACAACAGUAUUUUUGCUUGAGUAAAAAUACAAAAUGGUAGACUCUAGCUGAAUUUAGAGUAAUAAACUUGAGGUAAAUGAAAAGUAGAAAUUAUCGAUAUAACUAAUGGUAAAUAGCAUCCAGUAUGUUUGCAAGAGACUGAUCCUUGAAUGAAAUGUUCUUACUGCAUUAAAUAUUUCAUAACUAUUUGCUUAAGACCAUUUAGAAUAUCUGAAUUUUAAAAAGUAAAUAUUUUAAAAAGUUGUAACAUUUAAAUCAUUUGAAUCUUACAUAUUAUUUUGAUAGUAAUUUAAUUUUUUUCUUUAUUGUUCAAUAUGUUAUUGAGAAAUAUCAAAUGUCUUAUGUCAGUAGUUCAAUUUCCUAUAUUAAAAGUUAAAUAUUUUUAAUU
Messenger RNA from Aethalodelphis obliquidens (Pacific white-sided dolphin), 1692 nucleotides. RefSeq names its product trans-2,3-enoyl-CoA reductase like (gene TECRL). The record is from RefSeq and is a predicted model, not a curated record. Bases 110 to 1201 code for a protein of 363 amino acids. Gene Ontology annotation, biological process: very long-chain fatty acid biosynthetic process. The transcript has 12 exons. Gene Ontology annotation, molecular function: oxidoreductase activity, acting on the CH-CH group of donors. NCBI's taxonomy places the organism in Eukaryota, Metazoa, Chordata, Mammalia, Artiodactyla, Delphinidae.